Gastrolobium bilobum is the source of this 10271-nucleotide messenger RNA. RefSeq lists its product as uncharacterized. Gene Ontology annotation, cellular component: cytoplasm. The transcript has 26 exons. Bases 125 to 9823 code for a protein of 3232 amino acids. NCBI's taxonomy places the organism in Eukaryota, Viridiplantae, Streptophyta, Magnoliopsida, Fabales, Fabaceae. The record is from RefSeq and is a predicted model, not a curated record.
AUCGGAAAACAUACUCCCAUCCUCUCCCUUACACACACUCUCUAGCUGCUCUACGUAUAUGGGAAAAAGCGCCAAACAAAUUCGUAUUCUAAUCUCUUAAUCAUCGACCACCUUCAGGAGCAGAAUGGAUUUGCCCUUGGGCAGUGAGGAUCCUGCUAUACUUCAGUUACACAACUGGGACCCCUCGGAGACCCAAAUUGGGCUUUCGGACUAUCGCAAAGCUUUUCUUUCUCCUACGAGAGAGAUACUGCUUUUACAUUCCUAUCAAAAGGAAGCUCUCUUGCUUCCUCUGAAUAAAGGAGAGUCAUAUCUGAGUGGUCUGGCAAGUGGAUAUGAUUAUGACAAUAAUAAUCCAGGUUCAUCAACUCUUUCCCCUCAGGCAUUCACUAGGCCUAGUACAUCAGGUGUGGUGAAUGAUUUACCUUGCACUUCAGGAUCAGAAAUCGAUAUUGAUACUGAUCUUGCUGAAAUUAAAUGUUCAAGAUCUAGUAGUUACCCAUUCAUUAGUGAUGUGAACUCUUUGGCGUGGGCACAUUGUGGGGACAGCUAUGAUCAGCAUAGUGAUGCUUCAUUUAGAGAAUUUCUAUUUGUUUCUGGAAGAUGUGGGGUAACAGUCCACGCCUUUUCCAAACUGGCUAAAGCAAAUGAAAUGGUUCAAGCUGUAUUAGAGGGUAACUUUAGGCAAGGCAGGUGGGUGGAAUGGGGGCCUGUUGCGACAUCAACUCAAAAUAUGGAAGUGGGAGAGUCUUCCAGCCUUAGUCACGAAGUCUCUGGAGGCCGCCGGGAUGUAAAUGGGACUGGUGGAGAUGAUGGAGUUGAAUUGUUGAGAGGCUCUGCUGCUAAGAGAUACUUACAGUCAUUUUUCACUAAAGUUGAAACUAUUGUAUCUGAUGGUAAUCUCUGGAUCAAGUUCCCCGAGAAUAAUGAAUUCCCUUGCUCUGCAGAAGUGGUUUCUUUUAACAUAUUUGAUGGCAAUCUACCUCUGGACUAUCUCUUCAAAGAAAAAUCAGCCCAACGUAAGGAGAAUUGGCAGGAACUAGCUGAUUCAGUUGAAGAUGUGUCUGACCACUCAAGCGGAGCAGAUACUAAGUCUGAUUGUUUUUCCAAUGUAUUUGGUAUUGAGAUCAAUGGGUUCUAUGAAUGCCCCAGAGUGUUCUCGAGUGCUUCAUAUUGCUUGGUGGGAUUUUUUUUGACAUUAAUGCAUCACGUGUCUGUCAAUUUUAGUGAUGCAAAGCAAAGAGGCAGGAACAAAAAUUUAAUUCUUGUUGCCAAGUUAGACAGUUGGGGUAUUCAAUGGCUUUCAAUGGUGAAGCUUGAUGAAAGAAUAAACAUAGGUCUGGCAGUUGAGUGGAUGGAUUUCCAAUUUUCUGAUAGUCUUCUUGUCUGCCUUAAUUCUUCUGGCUUGAUUGUUCUGUAUUCUGCAAUGUCUGGUGAAUUUGUGACAUGUUUAAAUGUUUCACAGGCUUGUGGACUUAACCCUCGUUUUUAUUUGCAAGGGAUAGAAAAUUUGCCCUUGAGAGGUGAUACAGAUGUUAAACAAGAGUGUGGCAUUAAACAUAACUUGUCUGAUCAGUUCAGUGAUUCUUUUAGGAGAUCAUUCACAAGGUUAGUUGUUGCUUCACAUACCUCUCUUUUAGCCGUGGUUGAUGAAUGUGGUGUGAUCUAUGUGAUAUCUUUCGGUGAAUAUGUUCCUGAUAAAAAUUAUUUGUCUGAGAAGUUGCUUCCAUAUCAUCAGCAAUUAGGGCUGGGGAUGUUGGUUGGUUGGGGAGCUGGCGGUUCUAACAUAGACCGCCAGGUGGUAUACCCUAAUUUCUCUGGCUAUUGUCAAUCUAAUGAUUCAAACAUGAAGAAAGGAAGUGUUUCUUCCCCAGAUGUGGAGGGUAAAUUGCUUCAGAAAAUUGAUGGCUGCAUGUUUAAAGGAAAAGGGGACUUGUAUGGCUCCUACUCAAGCAGUUUUUCUGCUGCUUCUAAAAUAACUAACCAUAGAUUUCUUGGUUCUAAUAUGAAGUCACCUGUUAUGCGAAAGGUAUUCCUUCCCAAUUUUAGAGUCUGUGAGGAUGAUUCUAUUUGUUUUUCUCCUUUGGGAAUUACUAUUUUCUCUAAAAAGAAGUAUUUGAAGAAUCAGAAAGGUUGUCAACUUAUCCAUUUUGAUCUGCAAGUGAAGUUAGAUGUCCAUGAUGACACUUUCUUAGAUAGUGUAUAUGAUGUAUACCACUUUAAUGGAAAAGAAGAAGCUGUUAUUGGAGAAGCAGUUGGUUGCACGUUCCAAGGUUGUAUUUAUAUAGUUAGAGAAGGUGGUCUAUCAGUGUAUAUUCCCUCCAUUUCAAUUUUAUCAAAUUUUCUUCCUGUUGAAUACAUUGGUUAUCGUCAAUCAAGUAUGGAUAUGGGGAAUUCAGUUCUACUAAAAGACAAUGUGGAAAUCCAAAUACCAACCAGAAGGUUUUCUCCUUGGAAAGUUGAAAUUUUGGACAGAGUUCUUCUGUAUGAAGGCACUGAGGAGGCAGAUCGUUUGUGUUUGAAAAAUGGAUGGGACAUCAAAGUUGCUCGUAUUCGUCAGUUACAGAUAGCAUUGGACUACUUGAAAUUUGAUGAAAUUGAAAGAUCUUUGGAAAUGCUUGUGGAUGUGAAUCUAGCAGAAGAGGGGAUUUUGAGAUUGCUUUUUGCUGCAGUUUAUCUCAUACUUAAUAAAAGUGGCAAUGAUAGCGAAACUUCUGCUGCUUCGAGGCUUCUUGCACUGGCUACUUGCUUUGCAACAAAGAUGCUUCGUAAAUAUGGGUUGCUACAACAUAAAAAAGAUACAUGCAUAGCAGAGAGCUUUAACAAGACAGGAUUACUUUCUCUUCCCCCAAUUGAACCAGUUAAACUACAAAAUGAAGUGGAUUUUUCUCGAAAACUUUGUGAGAUGGCUCAUUUCUUGGAGAUCAUCCGAAAUCUGCAAUGUAGGCAUAGGUCAAUAUUCCAAAGGGCCAGUCAAGGAUUGGCUGACAUUGGAGAAGGGUCAUCUUUAAUGAUUACAGAAAUGUUGCAGGAAGAGUCCCAACUUUCAGUUAUUCCAUCAGAUUUAGUGUCGUUGGAUAUGUUGAACCAACGUGAACUUUCUUAUGGUGCAUCAGGCAGCGAAAAUAAUGAAAAUCUUGCACUGGUGCCUGUUGAUUCUGAGUCUCAUUUGAUCUCAGAGGAAUUUGGUCAGGUAUCUCAUUUUACCCCGUUAGGAGGAAUUUUGGGAAAGAAAGUUUUGCCUGUGGAAAAUCCAAGAGAGAUGAUGGCACGCUGGAAGGUAGAUAAUCUUGACCUUAAGACCAUGGUUAAAGAUGCUCUGCUCUCUGGUCGUCUCCCUUUGGCAGUUCUUCAACUGCAUCUUCAUCAGUUGGAAGAUUUCGUUGCUGACGAAGAGCCUCAUGAUACUUUUACUGAAGUUCGUGACAUUGGCAGAGCUGUUGCUUACGACUUAUUUUUGAAGGGUGAAACUGAACUUGCUGUUGCAACACUUCAAAGACUUGGAGAGAACAUUGAAUCAUGUCUUAAACAACUUUUGUUUGGCACUGUUAGGAGAUCUCUACGAGCCCAGGUUGCUGAGGAAAUGAAAAGAUAUGGUUAUCUAGGACCAUAUGAGCUGAAGAUAUUGGAAGAUAUGUCACUGAUUGAGAGUCUCUAUCCUAGCAGUAGCUUCUGGAAAACAUAUCAUCACCAGCUGAAAGAUACCAGUGUUCCAUCAGAAUCUGUUUCACCGGUAGAAAAUAGAUUAAGGCUCUUGCAUAACCAUUCAUUUGAUAGUUUUGUCAUUGAAUGUGGUGAGAUUGAUGGAAUUGUCUUGGAUUCGUGGAUGAAUAUUAAUGAAAGUUCCUCCCCUGUGGAAGUCAACGAAGAUGAUGCUCAUGUUGGAUAUUGGGCAGCUGCUGCUGUCUGGUUUGAUGCCUGGGAGCAAAGAACUGUUGAUCGUAUGAUAUUGAAUCAAUCUCUUCCUUUGGACAUUUCUUUAUUAUGGGAGUCACAACUUGAAUACCAUGUGUGCCGUAAUCACUGGAAAGAAGUCUUUGGACUGCUGGACUUGAUUCCUGCAUAUGUCCUAUCUGCUGGAAGUCUUCAACUGAAUUUGGAUGUUUUACAUCCUGCCUCGUCUUUAGCAUGCAAUAUGAAGUCUUCUAAUUAUGGAAGUUUCGUAUGCUCUCUUGAAGAAUUGGAUUCUGUCUGCAUGGAAGUUCCAGAUGUCCAAAUAUAUAGGUUAUCACCUGAUAUAUGCUCUGGGUGGAUAAGGAUGCUUGUGGAGGAAAAACUUGCACAAAGUUUUAUAUUUUUGAAGGAUUAUUGGGAAGGGACAUUGGAGAUGGUAGUUCUUUUGGCUCGUUCAGGUUUCAUAUCUGGCAGAGAUAAGAUCUGGUUGGAGGAUGAUCUUAUUGAGACUUCAUCAGUUAGAGAUGGAGCUGUACAAGCUUUCCAUAAAUUAUUUGUACAUCACUGUGCACAAUAUAGCCUGCCAAAUCUCUUGGACCUUUACCUUGAUCAUCAUAAUUUGGUCCUCGAUCAUGAUUCACUUUACGCAUUUCAGGAAACUGCAGUUGAUUAUGAAUGGGAAAGAUGGCUGCUCUUCUCUAGAGUUAAGGGCUGUGAAUACAAGGCCUCACUUGCCAAUGCUCGUUCAAUAAUGUCACGUAAUUUAGUACCAAGAAGUGACCUCAGUGUUUUGGAGGUAGAUGAAAUAAUUCGAACUGUUGAUGACAUUGCUGAAGGAGGGGGAGAAAUGGCAGCUCUGGCAACUCUGAUGCAUGCUGCUGUCCCGAUUGAAAGCUGCCUAAAUAGUGGUGCUGUGAAUAGGCAUAGUAGUUCCUCUGCCCAGUGCACAUUGGAGAACCUUAGACCUACUUUGCAAAGGUUCCCCACAUUGUGGCGCACGCUUGUAGGAGCAUGUCUUGGACAAGAUACAAUGGGCUUGUUGGUCCCUAAAGCAAAAACUGCUUUAUCAGAUUAUCUUAGUUGGCGUGACGACAUCUUCUUCUCUACCGGACGUGAUACUUCACUUUUACAAAUGCUUCCGUGCUGGUUUCCAAAGCCUAUACGAAGAUUGAUGCAACUUUAUGUCCAGGGUCCUCUUGGAUGCCAAUCAUUUUCAGGGUUCCCUACAGGGGAAACUUUGCUACAUAGAGACAUCGAUUUAUUCAUAAAUGCUGAUGUGCAUGCUGAGAUUAGUGCAAUCUCCUGGGAGGCAACUAUCCAAAAACACAUCGAAGAAGAACUACACGGUCCUCUACUUGAGGAAAAUGGAUUUGGGCUUGAGCACCAUUUGCAUCGUAGACGACCUUUAGCAGCUUUUAACCAAAUUCUUGGCCAUAGAGUUCAAAAUCUCAAGUCAGAAGAGGAAACCAGUACUUCGUUGACUCGUGAACAAAGUAACCUUCAAUCUGAUGUUCAGACACUUCUUUCACCACUAGGACCAAGCGAAGAGACUUUACUUUCAUCUGUUUUGCCAGUUGCUAUUAUGCAUUUUGAGGAUUCUAUGCUUGUCGCUUCAUGUGCUUUUCUUCUGGAACUAUGUGGUUUGUCCGCAAGCAAGAUGCGCACCGAUAUUGCUGUGCUAAAACGGAUAUCAUCUUUCCACAAAUCAAUUGAGAAUAAUGAAAAUCUCAGGCAAUUAUCACCUAAGGGAUCUGUGUUUCAUGCAAUAUCCCAUGAAGGUGAUGUAACAGAAUCUCUUGCUCGAGCUCUAGCCGAUGAAUAUUUGCACAAGGAUUCUCCUGUGAAUGGUACUGGGACAGGAGCUCCAAGUAAACGGCCUUCACGAGCUCUUAUGCUUGUCUUGCACCAUUUGGAAAAGGCAAGUCUUCCACGGUUGGUUGACGGAAGUACCUAUGGGUCAUGGAUAUUAACUGGAAAUGGUGAUGUAAAUGAGUUAAGAUCUCAACGAAAGGUUGCUAGCCAGCACUGGAGUUUGGUAACAAAUUUUUGUAGGUUGCACCAGCUUCCCCUAAGUACUAAGUACCUUGCUGUAUUAGCUAGAGACAAUGACUGGAUUGAAUUUUUGUCUGAAGCUCAGAUUGGAGGAUAUUCAUUUGAUACAGUAGUCCAAGUGGCAUCAAAGGAGUUUAGCGAUCCCCGUCUCAGACUUCACAUGUUGACAGUUUUGAAAGGAAUGCAGUCAAAGAAAAAGGCAAGCUCUGCAUCAUUCUUGGAUUCACUUGAGAAAGGCGGUGAAACAACCUUUCCUAGUGAAAACUCGUGUGUUCCUGUUGAACUCUUCCAAAUAUUAGCAGGGUGUGAAAAGCAAAAAUGUCCCGGAGAGGCUCUAUUGAUGAAAGCAAAAGAGUUGUCCUGGUCAUUAUUGGCAAUGGUUGCUUCAUGUUGCCAUGAUGUCUCUCCGUUGUCAUGCCUGACAGUUUGGUUGGAAAUUACUGCAGCAAGAGAAACUUCAUCCAUCAAGGUAAACGAUAUUGCUUCCCAGAUUGCAGGCAAUGUUGGAGCGGCUGUAAGUGCAACUAAUGCUCUGCCCGUAGGUGACAGAGUGCUUACAUUUCAUUACAAUAGGCAGAGUCCUAAACGUCGACGGUUAAUUACUCCCGUUUCAUUAGACUCCUCAGCUUUUGCAAUAUCUGACGUAUCAAGUGCUUCUGUAAGUGAAAUUGUUUUUGAUUCCCAUGGUAAGACAAGAGAGGACAAAACAAAAAUAGAACAUUCUGGAGACAUUAGUGUUGCAAGUGAUUCCGAUGAGGGGCCUGCUUCUCUUUCGAAAAUGGUUGCAGUGCUUUGUGAACAACAAUUGUUCUUGCCUUUGCUAAGGGCGUUUGAGAUGUUCCUUCCAUCAUGCCCCUUGCUGCCGUUCAUCCGUGCUCUUCAGGCAUUUUCGCAAAUGCGCCUCUCAGAAGCUUCUGCACAUUUGGGUUCCUUUUCUGCACGAAUUAAGGAAGAACCAAUGUACUUACCGACAAAUGUAGGAAGAGAAGGGCAGAUUGGGACAUCAUGGAUUAGUUCUACCGCUUCAACAGCAGCUGAUGCUGUGCUUUCAACCUGCCCUUCUCCUUAUGAAAAAAGAUGCUUACUACAACUUCUUGCUGCCACUGACUUUGGUGAUGGUGGAUAUGCUGCGGCAUACUAUCGAAGGGUUUAUUGGAAAAUUAAUUUAGCAGAGCCUUUACUUCGUAAAGAUGGUGAGUUGCAUUUAGGCAAUGAAACUUCAGAUGAUGCUUCACUAUUGUCUGCACUAGAAAAAAGUAGGCAAUGGGAGCUGGCAAGGAACUGGGCCAAGCAGUUGGAGGCCAGUGGCACACCCUGGAAAUCGGCUAUGCAUCAUGUUACUGAAUCUCAGGCCGAAUCUAUGGUAGCUGAAUGGAAGGAGUUUCUUUGGGAUGUGCCAGAAGAGAGGGUUGCUUUAUGGAGCCACUGCCACACUCUAUUCAUCAGAUAUUCCUUCCCUUCUCUUCAAGCUGGGCUAUUUUUUCUUAAACAUGCCGAAGCUGUUGAGAAAGAUCUUCCUGCAAGGGAGCUUCAUGAGGUUUUAUUGCUUUCUCUGCAGUGGCUAAGUGGGAUGAUAAGUCUUUCGAACCCUGUCUGUCCUUUGCAUCUUCUGCGUGAAAUUGAAACCAAAGUAUGGCUCUUAGCCGUUGAGUCAGAGACUCAGGUGAAGAGCGAAGGAGACUUCAAUUUUACCCUUUCUAUCAGGGAGAAUGCUACCAAGAAUGACUCCAGUAUUAUUGACCGAACUGCAAGUAUAAUCUCAAAGAUGGACAACCAUAUAAAUUCAAUGAGGAAUAGAACUGUAGAAAAAUACGAAUCCAGUAACCAAAUCCCUCACAAGAAUCAAGUGGCGGAUGCUGGUCUUUCAACUACUUUUGGUGGGAGUACAAAGACAAAAAGAAGAGGCAAAGGAUACAUGGCAUCAAGACGCCCGCCUCUUGAAUCAGCGGAUAAAAGUGCUGAUACUGACGAUGGCUCUGGUACCCCCAGUUUCAAAAAUGAGCUUCAGUUGCAAGAAGAAAACUUAAAAGUGGAAAUGUCUUUUUCUAGGUGGGAGGAAAGGGUUGGAGCAGCAGAGCUGCAAAGGGCUGUACUUUCUUUGUUGGAAUUUGGGCAAAUAACUGCCGCCAAGCAACUACAAUUUAAGUUCUCUCCUGGACAAAUACCAUCGGAGUUUAGACUUGUCGAUGCAGCCUUGAAGCUUGCUGCUAUUUCAACUCCUCCAAGCAAUGUAUCCGUGUCAAUGCUUGAUGAGGAAGUGCGUUCAAUUAUGCAGUCGUAUGGUAUGCUGAAUGAUAAGCACCAUGUUAACCCACUGCAGGUUUUGGAGAGUUUGGUGUCCAUUUUUACUGAAGGCAGUGGGCGUGGGCUAUGUAGGAGAAUAAUAGCAGUUAUAAAAGCUGCAAACACCUUGGGCCUCUCAUUUUUUGAGGCGUUCAACAAGCAACCAAUUGAACUACUACAGCUGCUUUCUCUUAAAGCACAAGAGUCCUUUGAGGAGGCAAACUUUUUGGUGCAGACUCAUCCGAUGCCAGCUGCAAGUAUUGCUCAAAUACUUGCAGAAUCUUUCCUAAAGGGUGUGUUGGCAGCGCAUCGUGGAGGAUAUAUGGAUUCACAAAAGGAGGAAGGUCCUGCUAUGGAUUCACAAAAGGAGGAAGGACCUGAUCCACUGCUGUGGAGAUUUUCAGACUUCUUGAAGUGGGCGGAGCUUUGUCCCUCCGAACCAGAAAUCGGGCAUGCUUUAAUGCGUUUGGUGAUUACUGGACAAGAAAUACCACAUGCGUGUGAGGUUGAGCUGCUUAUUCUGUCCCACCACUUCUACAAAUCAUCGGCUUGCCUUGAUGGAGUUGAUGUUCUUGUAGCCCUUGCUGCAACUAGGGUCGAUGCUUAUGUCUUGGAGGGUGAUUUUCCAUGUUUGGCUCGCCUAAUAACUGGAGUUGGAAAUUUUCAUGCUCUUAAUUUCAUUCUCGGCAUUCUUAUAGAAAAUGGUCAAUUAGAUCUUCUUCUUCAGAAAUAUUCUGCUGCUGCAGACACAAACACAGGCACUGCUGAGGCUGUCAGAGGAUUUCGAAUGGCUGUUCUUACAUCUUUGAAGCAUUUCAACCCUAAUGAUCUGGAUGCCUUUGCCAUGGUCUACAAUCAUUUUGAUAUGAAACAUGAGACAGCUGCUCUUUUAGAGUCACGUGCAGAGCAAUCAUGUGAGCAGUGGUUUCGCCGCUAUAACAAGGACCAGAAUGAAGACUUGUUGGAUUCCAUGCGCUACUUCAUUGAAGCUGCUGAAGUUCACUCUUCCAUCGAUGCUGGCAAUAAAACACGUAGGGAUUGUGCUCAGGCCUCCCUUCUGUCCCUUCAAAUACGAAUGCCAGAUUUCCAGUGGCUAUAUCUAUCAGAAACCAAUGCUAGACGAGCGUUAGUUGAGCAGUCUCGUUUUCAAGAAGCUCUAAUUGUAGCUGAAGCCUAUAACCUGAACCAGCCAGGUGAGUGGGCUUUGGUACUCUGGAACCAGAUGCUCAAACCUGAAGUAUUGGAGGAGUUUGUGGCUGAAUUUGUAGCAGUUCUACCUCUUCAGCCUUCAAUGUUGAUUGAUUUAGCUAGAUUCUAUAGAGCUGAAGUGGCUGCCAGAGGGGACCAAUCUAAUUUCUCUGUCUGGCUCACAGGGGGAGGGUUGCCAGCUGAAUGGGCUAAAUAUUUAGGAAGAUCAUUCAGGUGCUUACUGAAGCGGACAAGGGAUUUGAGGUUGCGGAUGCAGUUGGCUACAUUGGCAACUGGAUUUGGGGAUGUACUUGAUGCAUGCUCGGAAGAAAUGGAUAAAGUCCCUGACAAUGCAGCACCUCUAGUGCUGAGGAAGGGUCAUGGUGGAGCUUACCUUCCUUUAAUGUGAAAUUUCUACUGUAGAUCUUCAUAAUGAUUGGACAAACCACAUAGUACAGGAAAUUGGUUCUUAACCUUGACCUGUUGCGGGUUUUAAAACAGUUGGUGUUAUUGCUGCAAACAUGGAAGGGUGCUGAACAGAAACCUAAAAGACUGGACGAAAUGAGAAUUGGAUGGUUAGUUGAUAAAACUGAGAGUUCUAUAUAUAUGUGUAUUUCGUGGUGAGUAAAUGCUUGAUGGUUGUAUAUGAAGCCAACUGUAUCUGUAGCUCAUUCUUGUAAACACCAUUCUAGUUUGGUUUUCUCCAUUUUUUGCAGGGAGGAGAGUUAGUUUAUUGUCGGUUUUGAGGCCAGUAGAGUAGAAUGUCCCAUUGGUUUCUAUUUCUGUUUUUUUGUUUUGUUUUUCCCUUCAAAAUGUAUAGUUGUUCCUGUAGAUCAAUAUUAAAAUCCAUUUGCCAU